AUGCGUGAACCCAAUCUGUCAUUUCCAGCUCAGAGCAAGGCUGCUGUAUGUAUUACAUCAGCCCUUUAUGAUCGUCGUGCGCUGGAUUGCACUGCUACACUACCACUUAUCAACUCCUUAACGCAUCUGGUCUAUUUGACAUCGACAUCACCGCGCAUCCGGGAGAUUCUUUGUCUUGAUGGUGGUUUAGAAAGGCUAAUUCGUGUGCUUUCACCUAGCAAUUCCCAAACUGAUCGCCGUAGUUUGUGGAAAUGGUCUCUUGCAUUCCAAUGUGUAGUGAAUGUGGGUGUUAGAGGCACUGAGCAUAUCAGAACCAAAGUAGUUGAAGCAGGGAUGGUACCGAUAGUGCUGAGAGUGCUUGAAAACUUUUUAAGAGCUCUCGAAAUAGUUCGUCAAGAAAGUGAACGCACUAAAGGUAGCCAUCCAGACCCAAAUCCAAUACCAGUACGAAGACUGUCUCUACACUCAUUGUCCUCACUUCUCACAAACGAACUAGAUGGAUUAGUAACCCCUCCCAUUACUACUGCCACCACAGUAGCAUCAACUAAACCUCCUACAAAUGCACACAACCGUAUUAUUCGUCGCGCACCUUAUCCAAAGACGAGCCCUGAACAACGCCGUCGUAAUCGUAUAACCCGUGAAUUACCACGCGCUGCUCCUACAUGGCAGGAUCCUCGUUCGCCAUCUAUUGAUAAUGUUUUCUACCGCGAAGAAGACAUUAUGUUUUCUUUGCAAUUACUGGCUUAUUUGUCCAAGUAUCCACACAUCCGCACUCUUUUUCACACUGCAUACGACAACAAUGUUUUUUCUAUUGUCGAACGUUUCUGCCAUAAACUUCAUCCAUCUGGUAUCCAGUAUUGGGCUGGCGUUAUAAUGCGUAAUGCAUGUCGCAAAGACGAAUCUCGUGGAGGUACCCGCCGUUGUGCUAAUAUGGCUUGUGGCAAAUGGGAACUCCUUCCCCGCGAAUUUGCAAAAUGCCGCCGCUGUCGUAAAGCUAAAUAUUGUAGCAAAGCAUGCCAAAGCAAGGCAUGGGCAGAUGGUCACCGCUGGUGGUGUGUAGAACGAACCGCAAUCUCUGCCUCCGCCCCAGGGACUACUGCUCCCAAUCAUAAUCCUCCCACAACCACAACCACCACUACUACUGCACCAGAAGCGGAUCCUCGCCGAAGUGUCCACGAAAAUAAUCAAGCAACCAUUGUCGUCAACGAACUUACACUCCCUACACAUGCUCAUGAUAUAGGCCAUAUUGAACCAGAACUUACAGACCAGACAGGCACCGAGAGCAGGCUACUCCCUGAUAUGGGGGUUCAUAUGGAGCUCUAA
Molecule: messenger RNA, 1323 nt
Organism: Phycomyces blakesleeanus NRRL 1555(-)
Lineage: Eukaryota; Fungi; Mucoromycota; Mucoromycetes; Mucorales; Phycomycetaceae
Exons: 2
Coding region: 1-1323 (440 amino acids)
Biological process (GO): establishment or maintenance of cell polarity; ubiquitin-dependent protein catabolic process
Cellular component (GO): MUB1-RAD6-UBR2 ubiquitin ligase complex
Source: RefSeq, a predicted model, not a curated record